This is a messenger RNA of Coniophora puteana RWD-64-598 SS2, 3737 nucleotides long. RefSeq lists its product as uncharacterized. Gene Ontology annotation, molecular function: RNA-directed RNA polymerase activity. The coding region runs from base 264 to 3695 and encodes 1143 amino acids. Gene Ontology annotation, cellular component: nuclear RNA-directed RNA polymerase complex. The transcript has 14 exons. The record is from RefSeq and is a predicted model, not a curated record. NCBI's taxonomy places the organism in Eukaryota, Fungi, Basidiomycota, Agaricomycetes, Boletales, Coniophoraceae. Gene Ontology annotation, biological process: siRNA processing.
CAAAUACCUUGCCCUCGCUUCCGGAUCUAUACGCCUUGGCAGUUCAAGCUGACUCUUUACGGAGUGGGCUAUCGUUUGCUGAAGGUUGUCCUUUCACCAAAAUAGCGUGUUGCAUUGACUUUGCAAAGAGCUUGCUGUUCCAUCUGGGCGAUCAAUGACCGACGCCUAUUCUGAGCCAUCCCUCUCAUCGUGCUUUCAAGAACCAUAUAUUCGCCAAAGUUUAUGCCUUCACAUCCUUUCGUCUCUCUUAUCAAAGCUCAAUAAUGCAAGGAAAGCCUCUGAAAUCUGAAACCAGUAAUAGUGAUAGGUACGCACCAUGGCUACAGGAUGACGCGACAGCGCAAAACGUAUCGCAUAACCAUGCAGAUGAAGAUGACAAUAAUCCAUGCACAUCAGACCUCUUGGGUCGGGAUGCUUCUUAUGAGUCACUUUCAUCAACGCAAUCUUCCAUCUACUCAGGACUAGAGGACAUUACGCAGGCCAUAGUCGCGUGUCCGGACGAAUAUAUGUACCCCCGUGCCGACACUUCCAAUGCAUUGACUGAGCUUUCGUCGUCCAACAACUCCUCCGAUGUCUCCAAAUUGACACAUGCAAGCCCUCCAAAGACUACGCCUUCCUCCGCCGGUGCUGCAUCUCCUCGCACAAAUCAAUCAUCGCUCGGAAAACGGAAAGCGACUGAAGAUGACAGCCUCGGACUUGUCACUUCGCCUUCAAAGUAUCCAAGGACUGAUACAGCCGAUCGAGAAGGCGUGCAUGUCAUUGCACACAACGGAAACCUCCAGAAGGCAUUUGACGCUCGAUCAAUCUGUUAUGGCGUGCAGUGGCUUAUCGCAAUGCUCCAUACCAAUGGGAGGAAGUCAUAUAGUGACAUCAGGAUACCCCUUCUUGAUCAGAUGAAGGGUACCAAUUGCGACGUCGCACCCGAUGCAAUCCGUCAGCUUUAUGGUAAGCUUACCGAAGGGAGUGAACUCCAGAACACAGAUAGUUACUUCGCGAAAGAGAGGGCGGUCACGUCUCCUUGGAAACAGCUAGACCUGGAAGAGGAUUAUGUUUCCAAGGUCGAGAUAUUUGAAGGCUUUCAUCGACAGUCUGAUGGCUGGUACGGUGGUAAGGUUCGCUUCUUAUGCACGCUGAAGGAGAACGAAUCCCAAAAGCUACGCCCCUCGACGUCACCAACAGCCCGCUGGAAAAUCAUACUGCAGCGUCCAGAGACUGGACCAUCGUCGCGCUUUACUAGGCAGUUCGGGUCAAAAAACUUCAUCCGCGUCCGUAUCGAGAGGAGGUUCCUCAGCCACUCUGAAGAGCUUCGCCACUUUUUCUCCCAGAGAUUUUUGCUUUGUGGCGUCAUUUAUCGCGCUUUCUAUGCCAAGGACGGAAACGUGUUUCUGGUUGCUACCGAUGAAACAGCUGAUGGUUCCCACCACUUACCACUUCAUGCACGAAGCAUUCCUCCCCCAUCCCUUGCUGAUUUCUUGAGCUGGCACAAUCCCAUUCGCUUCAACGCAGGACAAACGCUAGCUAAAUGGACAGCUAGGUUCGCAUUAGGCUUAUCAAACUCAGUUCCGGGCCUGACGCUCGAACAGUACAACAUUUUUGAGCUACCCGAUACCCCAGGGCCUUCGGACAUGACGGAUGGGUGUGGUUAUAUCAACCGGGCUGCAAUGCGGAAACUAAGGGAGAUACUUCCGCUCGAGUCAGUUCCGACUGCGAUCCAAUGCCGAAUCGCUGGCGCGAAGGGCUUACUACUCAUGCAUCCCGACGAUCGCGAAAACGAUGCUACUGAGCCAAAAGUUUGGCUCCGUACAUCUCAGAUUAAGAUUCGAUAUCCAUCCGGUCAGUCAUUAGCUUCUGGGCAACGAACCAUUGAUGUCCUUCGGACGUCACAUAUGAAAACGCCUUCAAGACUAUCGCCCGAGACGAUCAUUAAUCUAGGAGAGAAUGGAGUACCUCAUCAGAUUUUUGUUGACCUCUUGAAGAAAAGCCUGGACGAAAGCGUUGAUCCACUUCUCUCCUGGGAGGGUCCCAAGGCAAUGGAGCAGCUGUGGUUCAACAUAUCACAAGUGGGACGAGUUUUUGCGGCGCGGUUAAGUCGGGAAGCUGGAGGAGAGGCACGAGUAAUGGGCUACUCGGCCGGGGAUCUCGAAGACGACAACGAAGAAGACCUCGACCCCGUCGACCCUGAUGCACCGAGAUCGGCCGCAUGGUGGGCUGACGAGAUUUCAGGGUGCCCAUCCAGUUUGGAAGAAACAGCCAUGGCACUUCUCGACUCUGGGUUUACGCCCCAAGAAUGCCCUGUUUUACGGGAUAAACUCACCGCUGUCGUCAAGUCCACUGUAGACCGCCAUGUCGCCCGAUACAAAUUGGACGUUCCGAUGUCUUGCAUUGCAUGGAUGGUGCCCGAUCCGUUUGGAAUCCUUGCUCCGGAUGAAGUGCACAUCAGAUCUUCGCAGGAUAAUCUCUUGCAAAAGGAUGGCUCAAAGGCUCAAACGGUUUUGGGAUCAGUGCUGCUCACCCGUCACCCUUGCAAACUUCCUACAGACGUUCAAAAGGUUACGGCAGUCCAAAGAGGAGAACUCGCGGGUUACACCGAUGUCAUUGUCUGUUCUAUUCAAGGUGACAGGCGAUUUGCGGACUUAUUGGCAGGCGGAGAUUACGACGGCGAUAAAGCCAUAGUAAUAUGGGAACCUACUAUCAUCAAUACGUUCCGGAAUGCGGACCUGAAGUUCUCUAAAGCUCCGGAAGACUUGAUGUCCCACUUUUUAAAGGAGAACAUAACUGUUGAACAGUUUCUGGAAGGAACGGAUGCGUCGGGCGCUGGCCUGGUGCAUGGAAUGCAAAUCGCUCUUCUAGCUGGACUGGAAGAUAGUUCUGCCGUUGGGAAAUACUCGAAUUUUCAUGACAUUGCGAUUUAUGAGCUCGGGUACACGCAUGAAACGACUAUUCGCUUGGCGUAUAUGUUUUGUAAUGUCCUCGAUGGUGCCAAGACGGGGCUGCGCGUUCGUCCUGAAGUGUUCACAUUGGACUCAGCCCGGUUCGUUUUACGGACACUCGCAUGGAAAGAAGUCAACAAGUCUCGAGGCGUCUCAACCGCCGCAUCAAACAGUUACCCUGCAAAACGGGCCCUCAAUACCCGUACCUUCGUCAUGGAUGUUCUACUUCGCAAGGGAAAGGAAUAUCGUGAUCAGAAGCUCGCUGAGAUGGAAAGAAAGAUGAAAAGCUUCCUUAGCCGAAAGAGAGAUGUUACACUGUCUGCGCCAUGGGAAGAUGCCCAGCAUCGAGCCAACAAACUUGAGCAAAAGUACCCAGGUCAAAGCAACCCACUGCGAGAGGAGCUCGACAUCAUUCAACACCAUGUCGAACAAACGUACAAGUUACACAAGGAACGGGUCGAUGAGACUUUCUCCGAGAAACCCAUUACCCGUCGCCAAGAUAUUCUCCGCUCUCUGUCACAGCAGCUUGCAUCUCUUCCCAAGCCUGAAGACUGUCUGGUGCUUUCAGCAAAAGAAAUAGCGCGGCUCAGGGCCUCGUGUCUGUAUUUGUACGAUCAUCACAAGAGCGGCAAGGGCUGGAGCCGGAUCCCAUGGGAUCUCGCCAUGCGCGAGCUCAGUUGCAUCAACUGCGAAGGAACAGGCAAGCCGGUGCAGGGCUCCUUCUAUGCCAAGUUUGCUAUGAAACAGUCGUUGUUGAAGGAUUAGAUACCAUAUACAUCAUCACAAUAUAUCAGCACGCAUUUGUAU